Messenger RNA from Galendromus occidentalis (western predatory mite), 7128 nucleotides. RefSeq names its product ATR serine/threonine kinase meiotic 41 (gene mei-41). The record is from RefSeq and is a predicted model, not a curated record. NCBI's taxonomy places the organism in Eukaryota, Metazoa, Arthropoda, Arachnida, Mesostigmata, Phytoseiidae. Gene Ontology annotation, cellular component: chromosome; nucleus. Gene Ontology annotation, biological process: DNA repair; telomere maintenance; DNA damage checkpoint signaling. Gene Ontology annotation, molecular function: protein binding; protein serine/threonine kinase activity.
AUGGAUCCGAAAGUGACCGAAUUCCGAAAUGCCAUCCUUACUAUCCUCAAUGAUUCGGACUCGCUUGAUUCGUAUCAUCGGAGUAAUUAUGAAAACUUCUACAAAAUUAUCGAUACGAUGAUCGAAACGUUCUCGCCUUCCGGGACCACGGACAUCGGCGCUGCGGAUACUUUGCAUUUCAACGCCUAUUUCGUAGUGAAGGUCAUGACCCAGGCGAGAAGCGUGCAGUCGGUCGAAACUAUUUCUAAUCUCUUAUUGCAUCUUCUCCGGAGACUUCUUGGAGAGAAAGAAGAUUGCGCCGCUUUCGGAAUCCUUGCGACCAUCCGUGAGAACUUUCUAUUCGGGAUGCACAUGAAAUUACCGAUCGGCAAUCCUUCCGAGGUCGACUUCCCAGCCCAGACCGCUCCUUUCGUUCGCGGAAUAUUGCUCAACUUGAUGGGCGAGUUCCUAUAUUUCGUUCCGGAUCUGGAUGCUCGCUCAUUCCACCAUCAGCUGAUGUCAUGCCUCGAAUCGGUUUAUGAUGAACCUUCUUUCCUUCGAGCGUGGAUCGGCUGUCUGGGAGGAGUUUACAGGAUGCAGGCCAAGGUCCCCGCAGUAAAGCAGCACGUCGUCGACAUAAGCGUCGUCCUACUGAAGCACUUGUCUGACGACAAUCGAGUGCCCCAAGUCGAGUCCGAACUCUUGCAUUUAUUCGAACGACUGAGCAAACGAGAGUCAUUAACGGCGGACAACAUCGCCGUUUUGAUGGAAACUUGGCCGAAGACCAAGAAAACUUUCUCGCCGAUUAUCGUGGAGUGGCUCGCACUCUCCGUCCGAAAAAAUCCGAGUAUCUCGAACGCUCUGCGACCACAUUGGGCCUCACUCCUUCCAUUGGACGACUCAUCGAAACUGAUCGCUGAAAAUCCAACUAUCUCGUCGGAAGAUGUGCGCAAGAUUCCUUUCGAGCCUAAUCUUCUACCGUCAUACGACCUGAUGUGUCGCAUGCCGCAUCUCACCGAUGUCGUCCGAACAACUGUCGAGAUGUAUCUCCAGUCACUGUUCCCUAUAUCGAGCGUGACCGCCUUCGAGAACGCGGUGAAAUGUUGUGGAGUUCUAUUGAAGUCCGGCUUAUCGAGGACCUCCGAAACCACGAUCACCAAUCUGGUCUUCGCCCCGCUGCUGAGUUUCAGUCCGCACGCCGCUUCUUUCCUAAAAGACAGGCACGGCAUCACUUUGAGCGUGCACGAGCUCUCCCAGCACAGGAAUCUCAUUUCGCGCAGUCUAGCUCUGGUUGCGAUGCUGCCCGAGAACAAAGUAAAGAGCGUCGUGAAAAAAUCCCUGCUCAGCGAUGCCUGCAAACGGAAGGAGGUUAUCCUUCCGGUUAUCGAUACGCUCCAUCUCCACAGGAAUAACCUACGGGAGAUCCUGAACGACCUGAAACAUCAUCACUUCGAAGAUGGAGAAAUUUCUCGGUUGGCCGAGCAGCUGAGCAACAUCGCCUGCGUUUUUCUCGGCGAAGAGGUUUGCUCCUGUUCUCGGGGCGAGACGAAGCUCGUGGACGAGAACUUGGGGGAAAUUUUGUCCCAGUACGUGAUAAAAAUCCUCAGGAGCGAGUGCGUGACUCCCGAAUCGAGGAGUAGAGUGAUCGUGAGCGCGUGUUUCCACAUCAAAAUGAACCAGGACAACCUUGACAGCUUACUCGAAAUAUUCGUCACACAGAGAAGCUACCUAUUACGGCUUGGUUUGAUCACAGCAAUUUAUCAAGUUCUCCGGAGCGACUCGAAGUUGCGACCCUACGUUGAUUUUACGGAAAUUUUCUACGAAGAGAACGUCGACGUAUACGAGACAGGUCUCAUGCUAGUGAGCAGGAUACUGGCGGCGAGACCUGCGCUACAUCCGAAUUACUUCAAGUACCUGAUGAAUGCCGUUUGUUCGAAAGUCUUCAACCUCCGAGUCGUCGGACUCAGUGAAGUGCACUGGCUGAGUAGGCAUUUGGGAAUCAGUCUGAAGCAGAUCCUACUCGACAACCGGAAAACCGUCGCCCAAUGCGUCUACAGCAGCAUCCUCGCCACGUCAACGCGGAGUGUUCAGCAAGUGAUGGAGGGAGUCUCGAGUGUCUUUGACGCCGAGUGCGCAACCGUCGGACCCUGCCUCAAUCUCUUGCAUCGUUUUCUCUUGCCGCUUCUGGUGGCGAAUGGUGGGGAAGAGGCCCAGCAACGGGUCCGGGACAUAGCGAAGUUGAGCAGCAACGUCAGCCUCGACAACACCCAGACCAAACUGAUCGCUUUGAUCGCCAAGUACCUCCCACAGAUCGUGGCGUAUCUGUUCACGCAUCACAACGGCGCCGAAAGAAAAUGCGAAGAUUUUCUGCGGUACGCUUUCGGAGCCGAGUGGAAAACAGCGUUCACGGAAGGAGGUCCUCACAAGAUCAUCUACGAAUUAAUGACUUAUCUACCGACGAAAGAAGACGGAGUCAAGAAAGGAAUCCGAUACGUUGCGCAUAUCCGAGGUCGUGAUCUGCGGAGCGACGAGCAGAUCCGGGACUUCGUAUGCGAGCACCAGGACCUCCUCGGGAUCCUGUUCCUCUACGAAACGAAUAUCAGGAAGGCUUCGUCGGAUGAGAAACUUCAGAUCUUAACGAGUCUGGGUCAAUUCAUCCGUUUUCUGGGCGUCCAGUACGUGACGAAAGUCCGUAUAAAACUCCUUUACGUAUUGCGCACGGCGGUCGCGUGCACCGCAAACGACGUCGAGCUUCUGCAGAAGUGUGCGGACGCCUGGUUCAAUUUUGUGAGAACCCUCGACAAGUCGGGUCUGCCCACAAUCGUCGGAGAUCUCGUAAUGUCGAUCGUACCCUUGCUGGGCACGCCCGAGCUGCUGUCGCACGCCCGAGACAUUCUCGAGUAUCUUCUCGUUGCAAAUAAGGCGUGUUACGCGGAUCGACUCCACAGAUUGUCUUUCAUUCUCGAGACCGAUCAGUUACCGAGUUUUGUGCGUCACGCCUUUUCGGCGGAGAAAACACCUUUCAGGGAAUCGCUGGCGAACUCGGUCGCGAACCUCAGCAACGAGAGCGUCAGUAUCCGGAAACUGGUGCUCAGGAGGCUCUCUCGAAUUUUUUCUGAGAGUUUCCGUGAAUUUUCGAAUUUUCUCAACUCGGACUCGAGCACCGAGUUGGUUUCCGAGCUCAUCCCGCUACUGUUCGCCUGCUGUCAGACCGAGGACUUGAAAAUUCAUUCUCUGGUCGGGGAAUGUCUUUCGCACAUAGGGGCUCUGGAUCCCGGGAGGAUUUCGUUGAAAUCUGACUCGAAGCAAGUCCCGGUCUUGAUUACGGAGGAUUCGAACUUCGCGCAUGGACUCUUACAGCGGAUCGUGAACACAUUCCUAUCGUACAACCAGCACAACGACAUGCAGAACAAAGCUUCGUAUGCGAUCCAAGAGCUAUCAAAAACCUAUAGACUACCAGACGACCGAGACCUGUGGAACCUUUUCGCGAACCACGAGCAAGAAGUGAUAAAAAUGCUGAGCGGUACAAAAUACGAGUACAAAAAAAUGGAUCACGAGAAAACUGAAUUAGAUCGACCGCUUUUCGGAGGGCCGCAUGGGAAGGAUUUCUGCAGCUGGAUCAAUGCCUGGAUCAAGUCCUUGCUCCCGCUGGUCAAGGACCCGACCGAGCACCAUGUGUUGGAUCUUUGCAGUCUCAUUGCAUCCAACGAUAUAUCCGUCGCUCAAUACAUUCUCCCGAGUCUCGUCUCCACUGUUAUGGUGAACGCGUCCGAAGAGGAGAUCGAUUCGAUCAAAGACGAAGUGGUCGCGGUGCUCGACGGUAGUGUUAGCGGUCAGAACUCGAAGAAAAUGGUCUUGAUGGCGACUCAAACGGUAUUCUCACUUUUGGGCCAUCUGCAUGCGGUCGCUCAGACAGCGUCCCAAAUGCGAUACCGAGCAAGCCGUACCGAGAACGAUAGGGGAAUCAACAAUACAGACAGUUUCGAGGAAUAAUCGAACUCUUCCAGACGGUGCGUCUUCGUUCAAGACAUCGCCCAGGACAAGAUGGCGCGGGCAGCUUUCAACUGCCAGGAGUACUCGAGAGCUCUCAAGCACUUGAGUACGUACCUGAGGAACAACGCGGACGCCCUCCAGGCCAAUCUCACGUUCUUGCAAGACAUAUACGUUGGGCUCAACGAUCCGGAUGGCGUAGCGGGAGCGGCUGCUUUGAGAAAAGAGGAAGCUUCCCUGAAAGAGAAAAUCAUCGAGCAUAAAGCUCAAGGUCGACUCCAAGAUGCCCUGACCUGUUACGAAAGAUUGAUAAACGUCGAGGGGGGUCGCGAGGAAUACCAUAAAGGAGUCGUCGAAUGCUACUUCGCGCUGCAUCAACCGCUCUCAGCAUUGACCUUCGCUAGUGGUAUGAUGACCAACGGAUCUCCUGAUACCUCAACCGCUCAAAAGGUUCGAAAUCGAUCGAUCCACAUGUGCUCGGAAACAUGAGCUCCAGUCCUUGACUGAUCCUCUUCUCCCCAGGGCACCAUAGACUGGAACGCCUUCCGGGUCGAGGCAGCCUGGAAGUUGGGAGACUGGAACAGUCUCGACAAGUUCUUGAGUCAGAAAUCAGUAUCUUCCAAGAGUUCAACCUUUGGAUUCUCGGUCGGUAGACUCCUCUCAGCCGCGAGGCAAGGCGACAAAGCUCUGUUCCAUUCGAGGCUCGACGAGCGACGCCAAUUCGAGAUGAUCCCAGCCACCGCUGCUUGUCUGCAGCCCGAAGUCUACAUGCAGGUCUAUCCCACGACGGUUGUGCGUCUCCACAUGUUGAACGAUCUUCGGCUGGGCGUUGAGAAACUCGUUGGCUUCAACGGUCAGAAAUCGUCUGGAGCAGAACUCAAGAAACGGCUCGACGAAGUGAUCGGCAUGUGGGAAGAUCGCGAACGCAGGAUGAGACCGUCGUCAGUCCUCACCGAGAGUGUCCUGGAAAUCCGUCGAGCUGUCCUGCAGCUCGCCGCUCACACAGUGGAUCAGCCUUCGCAGCAGACGAUCCUGAACCCAAAGAUAUCGGAGCUGUGGCUGAGAAGCGCACUACUGGCCAGAGAAGCGGGACAUUAUCAACACGCAUACACCUGUCUCCUCGAGGCUGACUCCUAUGCAGGACAGGAUUCGUUCAAAGGAGAGCUCUGCCUGGAGCAGGCUCGACUGAUGUGGGCCAAAGGAGACCACAUGGCCUCGAUCAACAUACUCGAAGACUUCAUUCAGAAGUCUGGCGAGUCCAGGCGUCCAGAGCGGAAUCGUGUGAUGGCUCGCAUCCGGCUCCUACACGCGGAAUACUCCCAUGAAGCAUCGUGGGUCGAUCAGGACGCUCAACAGAACCUCUACAAGAGGGUCGCGAAAGCCGACAGCUCGUGGGAAGAUGGAUACUAUCGCCUCGCUAAAUACUACGACGAUCUCUUCCUCUAUCCGAAAAUCGACUUCAAGAAAGUGAGAUUUCGCAUCCAUAACAUUAUUCAAUUUUACUGCCAGUCGCUAGAGCAUGGUCAAAAACAUCUAUUCCAUUCCUUGCCACGUCUUCUGACGAUUUUCUUCGACUGCGCGGAGAACGCUUCCAAAACCAAAGAUGAGGUGAAUGAACAGAGGCUGCAGGUGCUCUAUCAGAAGGUUUCCACGAACCUUUUGAAAUUGAGUCCCUCGAUUUUCUAUGCUGUUAUGGGUCAACUCGUCUCUCGUAUCGUUCACCCCCAUAAGAGGGUCGUAGACCUCACGAAAACCUUGCUCUGCCAAGUUAUUCGAGCGUUCCCCGAGAGAGCCCUCUGGAAUUUCUUGUUUACCACAAGGUACGAGAACAAACAGAGGUCCAGUCGAGCGAAGGCGAUCCUCGCUCUAGCGGAAGAAAAGAGCCCCGAAAUGAAAGACCGAAUAAACGACAUCACUAACAUGACGACGCUGCUCCUGUCUUUGUGCCGUGCCAAUGUGCGCGACAAGAUCGCUUCAUUAAAAACCGUCUGUCCGGGUUUGAGUAACGGUUUCGCUCGGAAUUACUUCUCGAAGAUAAUAAUCCCCACCGAAAGAGUUCUCGGUGUCGCCAUCGAUGGGACAUCCCCGAGAGACGUAUUUUUCAGUCGCGUAGACGAUCAGGUUAUCGUGUUGCAGUCGCUGCAGAAGCCUCGCAAAAUCGUAGCGAUCGGCUCUGACGGUAAGCGAUACGGUUUUCUGCUGAAAGCCGAAGAUGACUUGCGGAAAGACUGCCGUCUCAUGGAAUUCAUGGGACUCAUCAACAAGUUCCUCUCGGAAGAACCCGAUGCCUACAACAGGAAAUUGCGGAUCCGGACGUACAAUGUCUCUCCGCUCGAUGACAAAUGUGGAAUUCUCGAAUGGGUCGAUAAUCUCCUGCCGUACAGCACUGCCGUCGACGAAGCGAACAAGAGCGGGUCCUUCACGAACAUGACGCACCGUCAAAUCUUCGCUAAAAUUCGCGAAGAAGUCGAAACGCUGCGAAAAGCUUCGGACAUCGCUGGCCUUAGGGCGGUUCUCGACCGGAUUCUGGCCCAGUUCAAACCUUCGCUCUCUUUCUGGUUCCAAAGACGGUUUCCAGACGCACCGUCGUGGUAUCAAGCCCAGAAAAUGUUCUCGUCGUCGGCCGCGGUCAUGAGCAUGGUCGGUUUCAUCCUAGGACUGGGUGAUCGUCACGGGGAGAAUCUUCUCAUAGAGACCACAACGGGUCAGGUUGUCCACGUGGAUUUCAACCUCAUUUUCCUACGGGGCUUGGAUCUGACGUAUCCGGAGGAAGUUCCCUUCCGACUCACUCAAAAUAUGGUCGACGCCAUGGGACCUACGGGUUUAGAGGGCACCUUCAGAAAAUGUUGCCAGGUGACUUUGGGGAUUUUGCGGGCGCAACAAGAUGCCUUAAUGAGCGUUCUGAGUACCAUGGUCCAUGAUCCUCUUGUGGAGUGGCGUCACAAGCGUCGCCAAGAAGACGUUCCCGUCGGAGAUCAGCCGGGACAACGCGAGCUCACCGAAAUCGCUUACCGGCUCAAAGGGGUUUUCUGUGCCCGAGGGAAACCCCCGAUGUCUCGACCGCUCUCCAUCGAGGGUCAGGUCGCUGUACUCAUUAAUGAGGCUACAAGUCUAGAUAAACUAGCGAGAAUGUACCCCGGAUGGGCACCGUGGGUGUAA